Molecule: messenger RNA, 3170 nt
Organism: Boleophthalmus pectinirostris (great blue-spotted mudskipper)
Lineage: Eukaryota; Metazoa; Chordata; Actinopteri; Gobiiformes; Gobiidae
Gene: ppfibp2a
Product: PPFIA binding protein 2a
Exons: 23
Coding region: 14-2611 (865 amino acids)
Biological process (GO): neuromuscular junction development
Cellular component (GO): presynaptic active zone
Molecular function (GO): protein binding
Source: RefSeq, a predicted model, not a curated record
AUGGACCUGCAGAAUGGAGUACAAUAUUGAUUUCUACAGACAUUUUGCUUGGCUUAGAAAGGUGAACCUCCAAUCAGCUGGCAGUGCUGAGUCUUACCAGGAGCGCCUGUCCCGCCUAGAGGGAGACAAAGAGUCCCUCAUUCUGCAGGUGAGUGUGCUGACUGACCAAGUGGAGGCGCAGGGGGUGAAGAUAAGUGACUUGGAGAGCUCUUUGGAGGAACACCAGCUGAAGCUCAACUCCACAGAGGAGAUGCUGCAGCAGGAGCUGGUGCACCGGGCGUCACUGGAGAAACAGAAGCUGAGUCUUAUGGGGGAGGUGUCCUACCUGAAACUCAAGCUGGCAGACAUGGAGGGAAAACACAGGGACUCCAGCGACAGGCAGCACAAAGCAGAGAGCGUAGUGAAUUUUAUUAGUGAGCUGCAGGAGCAGAUGUGUAGGUUUCAGAAGGAAAUAAAUAACAAGAUCCAGGAGAAAAAGGCCCAGGAGUUUCCAGUCAGCAGCUCUCCUGAAGCCCUCCCUGAGGGUCAGAGUCCACACAUGGGACCAUCCCGGGACAGGACCCCUGGACAGAGGCGCAGACCGGAGGGGCCACGCAGGGCCCAAGCCCCUGUGGGACAGGGUAGCCCCCUAAUGCAGCAGCAGUGCCACUGUGGAGGACAAAGUGGCUUAUUGAAGGAGCUGAAGAUAUUGAAAGACAAAGUAGAGCACUUGGAGGAGCAGAAGUUACAGUAUGAGAAGAAACUGAAAGCUACCAAGGCUGAGAUGAGCAGUCUUCAGCAGCUCCUGAUCAGUAAGAAUGCAGAAAUCCAGAGCCUACACACUCAGCUGCUGUCUCGGCCCGGGCCCGCCAAUGAUUAUGAAGAGAAAGAGGACUUGUACAGGAAGAGGCUGAACAUCAAACAUGUGGAGCUGCAGAAGCUGAGAGGAGGAAUGAAAACACUCAUAGUUGCAAAUGAGGAGAAGGACCGGCGUAUUGAAGAACUCACUCUACUGCUGAAUCAAUGCAAGUUCAGAGAGACGCCUCACUCCACGAGACAGGCUCCCCCUGCUGUUUAUUCAUCUCUAAAUGGGAGGACAUCAUCGAUAAGCAGUGAAGAAGAGAGGACUGCUGACUUAGCCAGUGUGCACUCUGAAGACCUAAAAUCAGAAGUUUCCACAAACAGUUCCUCCUCUCAACAGACAUCACUUGGGUCAGUACACAAAGAUGAUGUUAGCAGAACAGAACCACUGCCCUCAUCAAAUGUAUCCACUAUUUCACAAAAGUCAGCUCAGAGCGACAGCCAAAACAAGAUGGAGGUCAACAGCAUGGAGAGCAGCAGUAGUGAACUCCAGAAGUCUCCAGAUGGGAGUGUGGACGGAGACUCAGUCCAAAAAAAGACAGACAAAACAGAAGAAAGCCUCUCAGUGCAUUCUGGGACAAGUUCUCAGACUGGUCAUCGAACUGUGGGUUCACCAGAGUACAUGAAAAAUAAUAGAAGCUUCAAGCGAUUUUGGGGAAAACUGCGUAGGACUCAGUCUGGAGGGUUUCAGGCUGGUGAUUCUGAACUAAGUGUUUUCCAAAGAGGAGGACUGAGAGCUACUGCAGGACCUAGACUGACCCGCACACCAGAGUCACAUGACUAUCCGCGUGACAUGAGCACUCCGUUUGGGCAGUGGAGUCGCGAGCAGGUAUGCAGUUGGCUGGAAGACUCAGGACUGGGACACUACAUAAACCUCACCAGACAGUGGAUCGAAAACGGACAGACGCUGCUCUCUGCCACACCACAUGACUUGGAGAAGGAGAUGGGAAUGAAAAACCCACUUCAUAGGAAGAAACUGCAGCUGGCUUUGAAUGCAUUCAGCACGAAAACAAUCGAAAAGUCGUCAGAGCUAGAUCACAUUUGGGUCACUCGCUGGCUGGAUGACAUUGGAUUGCCUCAGUACAAAGACCAGUUCCAUGAGGCCAGAGUAGAUGGGCGGGUGUUGCAGUACCUCACAGUGAAUGACCUUUUAAUCCUAAAGGUCACCAGCCAACUCCAUCAUCUCAGUAUUAAAUGUGCCAUUCACGUGCUUCAUGUCAACAAGUUCAACCCCUCCUGUUUAAGGCGGCGACCAGGGGAUGAGAAACAGUCCUCUCCUUCGGAGGUGGUGCAGUGGUCCAACCACCGUGUAAUGGAGUGGCUUAGAGCAGUAGAUCUGGCAGAGUAUGCUCCUAAUCUCCGAGGCAGCGGGGUCCAUGGUGGCCUCAUUAUAUUGGAGCCUCGGUUCACAGCAGAGACCCUGGCUCUGCUUCUUAACAUCCCCCCUCAGAAGACCCUCCUGCGCAGGCACCUAGCCUCAGCCUUCUCCACUCUGGUGGGUCCUCAGGCUGCACAGGAGAAGAGAGAGUAUGGGAACGCAACAGGACAUAUGCCCCUCACCACAACAGCCAAAGUCAAGCCUAAAAAGCUGGGCUUCACUCAGUUCAGUCACUUGCGGAAGAGGAAACCAGAUGAUUCAGCAGAAUACAUCUGUCCUAUAGACACAAGUGCUCACACAAUGAACGGACACUCUCGCCCCCCAGCAGCAGAUAGAGGGGUCAGCCCCAGUUCAGAAAGGAGAGGGCCCAAUGGGAUCAAGCCCUCAGGGUGAUUUUCAUCAACCACCAUCAUCAUCAUCAUCAUCAUCGUCAUCACUUAUACAACUGGACAGUUGGUUGUUUCUGAAUGUUGUGUUUAGCACUUCUAUGUAUUGUUGUACAGGUAAAUAUUUCUGAAUUACCGUAGUCAAAAAAAUUGUGUUACAUUUAAAUUUAUGGGCCAAUACUUGAGUGGUCCUAAUGUGUGCAAGUGUUCACUGUGCAUCUGUUUUUAGUUCUCAGGUUUCCUCAUUGUAAAUUAAAUGAUGUACAGACAACGAAGGAAUCCAAUGAAAUAUACAAAACAGCCCAAUGACAGAAUCUUAACUAACCAAUGUUUCUAAAUGUUGUAGCAAGCUGUUGCCCCAAAGUUGGUAAUUGCAUUCCUUAUAAUGUCAGAUUCCACAAAUCAUGUACUUAUUUUGUGCUUUUGCAUCAACUGAAGUAUAGCAGAUUUUUUUGUAGUUUGAAUGUAAAUGACUUAAAACAUGUCACUAACACUGCACUACCUUUAUGAAAUUGUAAAUCUAUUAAGACAUUUUUUUUUUGAAUAAACGUGUACGUGUCAUGGAA